AUGACGGACCGCCUCUCCCCACACGCGUACGUGCUGGCCUUUGUCGUGGCGCUCGACAUGCUGGCUGUGUCGCUCGUCGUGCCGCUCCUCCCAGCGCGGUACAAGGAGCUCGGUGUCGAGCCGGUCUACAGAGGCCUCGUCGGCUCCAUCUACUCCGCCUCCCAGCUCUGCGGCGGCCUCGUGAUGGGCUUUGUCGGCGACCACUUGGAGGACCGGCGAAGCGUGCUGCUCCUCUCCUUUGCCGGUGCCGCGGUCAGCUACGCCAUGGUCGGCUUCGCCACGUCGGUGUGGCUCCUCGCCGCUUCCAGAGUGGUGGUCGGCCUGGUGAAGCAGACCAUGACAUCGAGCAAGGCGAUGACGCUGCAGUGGAGCUCGGACCGGACGCGCGCGCGCGCGAUCGGCCUCACCUCCUCGGCCGCCACGUUUGGCUGGGUCGCCGGCUCCUCCGUCACCGGCAUCCUCCGCGGGCUGUCGCCGUCGGCACCGUCCGCGGUGGCGGUCUCCCUCUACGCGGUGUGCGCGUCUCUCGUCCUCUCUUUUCUUCCGCUGACGCCGCCGAGGCCUGGCAGCGGCGGCGGUGGCGGCGGCAGCGGCGGCGGCAGCAGCGGCCACACGGCAGCGAAGUGCAAGUGGCGUUGGCGGCGAAGUCAAAAAGGAACGCUGAGGGCCCGGUUCCCGCACAUUUCCCUGGUUUCAUAA
Emiliania huxleyi CCMP1516 is the source of this 699-nucleotide messenger RNA. RefSeq lists its product as hypothetical. Bases 1 to 699 code for a protein of 232 amino acids. Gene Ontology annotation, molecular function: transmembrane transporter activity. The record is from RefSeq and is a predicted model, not a curated record. Lineage: Eukaryota; Haptophyta; Isochrysidales; Noelaerhabdaceae. Gene Ontology annotation, biological process: transmembrane transport. The transcript is spliced from 2 exons.